This is a messenger RNA of Coregonus sp. 'balchen', 3183 nucleotides long. The record is from the annotation of a GenBank genome assembly. NCBI's taxonomy places the organism in Eukaryota, Metazoa, Chordata, Actinopteri, Salmoniformes, Salmonidae.
AUGAUCUACAGCAACUCUGGGAAAUCUCAGAAAGGAAGCCAUAAGAAGAAGCCUGAUGUGAGGUAUGCUCCCCAACACAGUGAAGUAAAGACUGGGUCUCUGACUGAAGCUCAACCAGCCCCUUCAGUAGCGUUGAGUGAAGGACAAGCCAUCUCUUUGAAGAGCAGUGACACUGUAGUAGAGGUCCAGCAGACCUCUGUGCAGAAGGAAGAGACAAGCUGUGAUGUUGUUAUAAAGACCUCCACAUCCCACUCCUCUAUCACCUCAGAACAGGUACCAGCACCCUGCGGCCGCAAGACCGAAGAGGCUAGCUGUGCUGCUACGGCUUCUGAAGAACUACAAAACCCAGAAGCCUGGAGAGUGGAGGUCCAAGAGGGCACUGAGGUGGUCCAGAGAGGACACUUAAAAGCUGCCAUUAAGUCUUUACAGAGUGCUACAACAGAGGAGGAGGAGGAAGAGGAGAAGGAGGAGGUAGUGAGAGGUAAUAUAAAGGCAGCGCUCCAUUCUCUGGAGAAGACUAGCGGAGUUAACGUCAGCCAAGGAGACUUCAAAGCUGCCAUGAUAUACAGGAACUCUGGGAAAUCUCAGAAAGGAAGCCAUAAGAAGAAGCCUGAUGUGAGGUAUGCUCCCCAACACAGUGAAGUAAAGACUGGGUCUCUGACUGAAGCUCAACCAGCCCCUUCAGUAGCGUUGAGUGAAGGAGAACAGGUGGCCACCAAGGAUCUGAGAGUAGCAACUGCAAAAAACAACAGCCCAGACCAAACCACAAAUACACCAGCUACAGACUCCACUUUGAAACACGAAUCUCAGACUGUCUCUCUCUCUCUCUCUCCUCUCUCACUCUCUCUAGCUCCCUCAAAGAAAAAGAAAAGACCUGUUGGCCCAAAACCAGGUCUUCUGCCAAAGCCAGCGGUUCCUCCUAAACCAGGUCAGAUGACAGGAAGCACAGCUAGUCAGUCAACAGAGACUGAGGUACAUAUCAGUGACAGCCAGACCAUUUCUAUAAGAACUACUAGUAGUAUUUCUAGUAUUUCUAGUACUACUAGUAGUCAACUGAAAGAGUCAACUGAAAGUCAACUAAAAGCGUCAACCAAAAGUCAACCAAAAGAGUCAACCAAAACUCAAUCAAAGGAAUCAACUAAAACUCAAUCAAAAGAAGAGCAACCUCCGCGACCAUUCACAAUCAAACCAAUGUCCUAUGCAGAUGCCCUUUGCAGAGGCUUACAACAGACUGAUAGUGUUACAGAGGCACAACAGAGUAGGUACGUAUCUGAGAGGCCAGCUGGGAGCUCAGUAGGAACCGCUGAUACAGGGGCUGUCGAGGCCAACCAACACACUGGUGAUGCAACCCAGCUCAAUGAGGAAAUGACAUUAAACCAGGAAGGUCAAGGGUCUGAGGCCAUCCCUCAGAGACAGAGUAGCUCUAACUCUGUACCAGUGGAGGAGUGCAACACUAAGUCACCACAGGAGAGGACUACUACAGAGCAGAGCCAGGGAGCAGGACCCAAGGGGGCCCCAGAGGACCAAGAGGAGAAGGUCAAUGAAGCACUUCAAAGCUUUGGAGGGAAGAAGGGGGCAGGAGAGGAGAAGAGGGCUGGAGGGGAGAAGGGGGCAGGAGAGGAGAAGAGGGCUGGAGGGGAGAAGGGGGCUGAAGGGGAGAUGGGGGCUGGAGGGGAGAAGAGGGCUGGAGGGGAGAAGGGGGCAGGAGAGGAGAAGAGGGCUGGAGGGGAGAAGGGGGCUGGAGGGGAGAAGAGGGCUGGACGGGAGAAGGGGGCUGGAGGGGAGAAGAGGGCUGGAGGGGAGAAGGGGGCUGGAGGGGGGAAGGGGGCUGGAGGGGAGAAGGGGGCUGGAGGGGAGAGUAAAGCCCCUGUGAAACCUAAACGAGUUAAGAUGACCCAGAGUGACGAGAACCAGAAACACACUUCUGAGAUUAACACCUCCACUUCUCUCACAGUUACACAUACUGCUGUGGGACAGCAAGCCAGUGACUCUUCUCAGCCUUAUCCAUGCAGUAAACCACAGAACAACUCUAAUAACGACAUCCAGGAAGAAGAGAAGGAAAACACAGUGGCAAUGAGGGAGAAGAAAGCGGAUAUGAAAGCAGAGACGGAGGACGAGCGUGGCCAGAGGCUGUCGGUCCACAUGGAUAAGAUCAUGAGGGGUAAUGUGACCAUGGCAAUGGAGAUCUUCGACAACCUGAGGAAGCAGGAGGAGCUGAAGGAGAUCUUGACCUGGGUGGAGGAGGUGGGGAAGGACACCAGCCAGGUGGACGUCAGGGCCCUCAGGAACAUCUUUGAGAAUGUACCUGACUGGGUCGUUGCCCCGAGAGUCAAGAGUCAACGUAAACAACAACAACAGACCAAGGUGGAACAGAAGGCUGAGAUCUCAGAAGUGAAGAGAUCAGAGACGCCGAAAGACGAUACCGAGACCUCAAUGUCCUCCAUGGCUCUCGUGUUCGGAAAUCUAGAGAGAGCAAGUGAGGAGAUCAUGAAUCUGAAGGAGCAGACGUUAGCCAGACUGAUGGACAUAGAAGAGGCCAUUAAGAAGGCUUUGUACUCUGUGUCCACUCUGAAGUCAGACUCCGACAUCGCUGGUCUGUCUGGCCUGUUUAAGGAGACAGCAGCCCAGACUCAAGGCUCCAGCAGCAACAUCAGCACUAUCAGUACCGGCUCCAGCAGCAACAUCAGCGCUAUCAGUACCGGCUCCAGCAGCAACAUCAGCACUAUCAGUACCGGCUCCAGCAGCAACAUCAGCACUAUCAGUACCGGCUCCAGCAGCAGAGCUAAGACGGCCCAGGGAAAGGACAGCCCUACCACUAUGACACAGAGAGACCCAGGUCUGCCAGUGAUACCGGAGGCUGAUCAGGGACCAGGGCUGAAGGAGCCUGUCAUUAAGUCCCGGAUCAGUCCUCCAUCCUCCCCCUCCUUCAUCUCCAUCCAGUCUGCAGCCAGGCAGGAGUCAGAAGACAGACAACAGGAGUCUGCAGACAGACAGAAGGGUUCUGCAGCCAGACAAAAGACAGAGUCCUCCCUGCAGCGUCCACUGUGCUCAGCCUGUCAGCUCAGCCCAAAGUGUUGCCCUUCCGGUAGCCCCUGUAACAGAAGCCCUCUCAAUCAGAAAGGUCAGGUCAGCGUACUCGAGGUGAAGACAGCCCCAGAGGGGAGUUGGGGUCGUUGGCACUAA